Molecule: messenger RNA, 4177 nt
Organism: Varanus komodoensis (Komodo dragon)
Lineage: Eukaryota; Metazoa; Chordata; Lepidosauria; Squamata; Varanidae
Gene: VIRMA
Product: vir like m6A methyltransferase associated
Exons: 15
Coding region: 12-4148 (1378 amino acids)
Cellular component (GO): RNA N6-methyladenosine methyltransferase complex
Molecular function (GO): RNA binding
Source: RefSeq, a predicted model, not a curated record
GCCGACGCAAGAUGGCGGCGGACACUACAACGGAGCUUCUGUUUUUAGACACUUUCAAGCACCAGAGCACGGAGCAAAGUACUAAUGUAGACGUCGUUCGCUUCCCAUGCGUAGUUUACAUCAAUGAAGUGCGUGUCAUCCCUCCAGGAGUAAGAGCUCACUCUAACUUACCUGAAAAUAGAGCUUAUGGUGAAACAUCCCCUCACACAUUUCAGUUAGACUUGUUUUUCAACAAUGUCAGCAAGCCAAGUGCCCCUGUAUUUGACAGGCUGGGAAGCCUGGAAUAUGAUGAGAACUCUUCCAUUAUUUUUAGGCCCAAUGCAAAGGUCAACACAGAUGGGCUAGUUUUAAGAGGCUGGUACAACUGCCUGACGCUGGCAAUAUAUGGCUCUGUUGAUAGAGUAGUAAGCCAUGACAGGGACUCUCCUCCUCCUCCUCCUCCACCACCGCCCCCUCCUCAGCAACAAACAACAUUGAAAAGAACUCCAAAACUUGCAGAUGGAGAGAAAGAGGAUCAGUUCAAUGGCAGUCCUCCACGACCACAGCCCAGAGGACCAAGGACUCCACCAGGUCCCCCUCCUCCUGAUGAUGAUGAAGAUGAGCCAAUGCCUGUUCCAGUGGUUGGAGAAAAAGAUGAAGAUGUUGAUCACAGAGAGGAUUACUUUGAGCCCAUUUCUCCUGAUCGGACAUCCGUUCAUCAAGAGGGCCCAUAUUCUGAUGAAGCAGAAGUGGAAGAAGACCAGCCAGAAGAAGUGGAGGAGGAUGAGGAGGGAGUGGAUGUUGAGGAAGAGGAAGAAGAGGAAGAUGAUGAUGGUCAAACAGUAGAGAGUAUUCCAGAGGAGGAGGAGGAAGAGGAGGAGGAGGAGGAAGAGGAGGAGGAAGAGGAGGAGGAAGAGGAGGAGGAGGAGGAAGAUGGCGAUGAAGAGGAGGAAGGUGAAGGAGAUGAUGGUUACGAGCAGAUUUCAAGUGAUGAAGAUGGGAUUGCUGACUUGGAACGGGAGACAUUUAAAUAUCCAAGUUUUGACAUAGAGUACACUGCUGAAGAUCUAGCCAGAGUGCCACCGGUGACCUAUGAUCCUUUUGAUAGGGAGCUUGGGCCGCUUCUGUACUUUGGGUGUCCCUACAAGACCACUUUUGAGAUGGAAGUUGCUAAGAUGAGAGAUCAAGAUCCAGAGAAGGAAAAUUUGGGAGCUGUUGAGGCCUCUGUUAAAUUAACUGAACUCCUUGAAUUAUAUCCAGAAGAAAGAGGUGCAAAGUGGGUUACUGCUUUGGAAGAAAUUCCAGGUUUGAUCGUGAAAGGACUGAGCUACCUGCAGUUAAAGGACACAAAUCAGGAUUAUAUAAGCCAAUUGGUUGACUGGACAAUGCAAUCAUUAAACCUGCAGGUAGCAUUGAAACAGCCCAUUGCUUUGAAUGUCCGUCAGCUUAAAGCUGGGACCAAACUUGUCUCCUCACUGGCAGAAUGUGGAACUCGAGGAAUAGCAGGACUCCUGCAAGCAGGAGUAGUGGAUUCUUUAUUUGAACUCCUUUUUGCAGAUCAUGUCUCUUCUUCUCUUAAACUUAAUGCGUUCAAAGCUUUGGAUAGUGUCAUUAGCAUGACAGAAGGAAUGGAGAUCUUUCUGAGGAGUGGCUUAGAGGCACAUGAAAAAAGUGGUUAUCAGCGAUUACUGGAGCUUAUCUUGUUGGACCAAACAGUAAGAGUAGUCACAGCAGGUUCCGCAAUUUUACAGAAAUGCCACUUCUAUGAGAUUUUGUCAGAGGUCAAAAAGUUUGCUGAUCAAUUAGCAGAAAAUUCUCCAUCCCUUCCUAAUCAUUCUGAGCCUGAGCAGGAUCCAGAUACUGGGCUUGAGAGAGGCAGCCAGGAAUAUGAAAAUGACGUGGAGGCUCCAAUGGAUAUGGACAACCUGUUAGAGUCCUCCAAUAUAAGUGAAGGAGAAGUGGAAAAACUUAUUAGCCUUUUGGAUGAAAUUUUGCAUUUGAUGGAGACCGCACCUCAUACCAUGGUUCAGCCGCCUGUGAAAUCUUUCCCAACAACAGCACGUAUUACAGGACCUCCAGAAAGAGAUGACCCUUUCCCAGUCCUCUUCAGGUAUCUUCAUAAUCAGCAUUUCUUGGAAUCGCUCACAUUGCUGCUUUCAAAUCCUAUUACUAAUGUGCACCCUGGUGUGCUUCAGGCUGCCAGGGAUAUACUAAGGUUCUUGGCACAGUCACAGAAAGGUCUCCUUUUUUUCCUCUCUGAGUAUGAAGCCACCAACUUGUUGGUUCGAGCCUUUUGUCAGUUUUCUGAUCCUGAUCAAGAGGAUGGUCUCCAAACAGAUGGUGCGAGUGACGAAGCUUUUCCCCUAUGGCUUCUGCAUUCAACUCAGACGCUGCAGUGUAUUUCAGAACUUUUCUGCCACUUCCAGCGUUGCACAGCCACUGAUGAAACUGACCAUUCAGAUCUCCUGGGAACACUUCAUAACCUUUACUUGAUCACUUUCAACCCUGUAGGAAGAGCUGCUGUUGCUCAUGUCUUCAGCCUUGAGAAGAAUCUCCAAAGUCUUAUUACCUUAAUGGAGUUCUAUUCCAAAGAAGCAUUAGGUGACUCCAAGUCAAAGAAGUCAGUUGCUUAUAAUUAUGCCUGCAUCCUUGUUCUGUUGGUGGUUCAGUCCUCCAGUGAUGUCCAAAUGCUUGAGCAUUACUCAGCACCCCUUUUGAAGCUUUGCAAAGCUGAUGAAAAUAAUACCAAAUUGCAAGAACUUGGCAAAUGGUUGGAGCCUUUGAAAACCCUUCGGUUUGAAAUUAAUUGUAUCCCAAAUCUCAUUGAAUACAUUAAACAGAAUAUUGAUAGCUUGAUGACACAGGAAGGAGUCGGUCUUCCUACUGCACUUCGUGUUCUAUGCCAUAUUGCAUGUCCACCACCACCUGUUGAAGGUCAACAGAAGGACCUUAAGUGGAACCUUGCAGUCAUUCAGCUGUUCUCUUCUGAAGGAAUGGACACUUUUAUUCGAGUUCUGCAGAAGCUAAACAGUAUUCUCAUUCAGCCCUGGAGGCUCCAUGUCAACAUGGGAACCACCCUUCAUCGAGUCACUACAAUCUCCAUGGCUCGAUGCACCCUCACUCUCUUGAAAACCAUGUUAAUUGAGCUAUUGCGGGGAGGAUCCUUUGAAUUCAAAGAUAUGCGAGUCCCUUCAGCACUUAUUUCUUUACACAUGCUCUUGUGUUCUAUUCCCCUCUCAGGACGUUUGGACAGUGAUGAACAAAAAAUCCAGAAUGACAUUGUUGAUAUCUUAUUGACUUUUACCCAGGGUGUUAAUGAAAAGCUAACAAUUUCAGAAGAAACUCUGGCCAAUAAUACUUGGUCACUUAUGCUGAAAGAAGUUCUCACUUCUGUUCUGAGAAUUCCAGAAGGAUUUUUCUCUGGUCUUAUACUUCUUUCUGAAUUACUGCCUCUUCCACUGCCCAUGCAGACCACUCAGGUUAUUGAACCACAUGACAUAUCAGUGGCUCUCAACACCAGGAAGCUAUGGAGCAUGCAUCUUCAUGUUCAAGCCAAAUUGCUUCAAGAAAUAGUUCGAUCAUUUUCUGGUUCUACCUGUCAGCCUAUUCAGCAUAUGCUGCGGCGCAUCUGUGUUCAGUUGUGUGACCUGGCUUCACCAACUGCUCUUCUUAUUAUGAGGACUGUUCUAGAUCUACUUGUCGAAGAUCUACAAAGCAAUCCAGAAGAUAAAGAGAAGCAGUACACUGGCCAGACCACACGCUUGCUUGCAUUACUUGAUGCCCUGGCUUCACACAAAGCUUGUAAACUGGCUAUUUUGCAUCUGAUUAAUGGAACUGCUAAAGGCGAUGAAAAAUAUGCCGAAGUUUUCCUGGAGCUUUUGUCUUUAAUGCGAACUGCGGGGGAUAACAUCAUUCAUCAGCAAUGUGCUGAAUACUUGGCUUCUAUUUUGCAGUCCCUCUGCGACCAGGUAUUUCAGACUGGUAAUCUGAAGAAUGCUUUGUUUCUGGUUUUUGUUGUUGUUGUUUUUGCUGUGUGCAUGUUGUCAUCAUUAUUACACACAUUUAGAUAUAGUGCACUCUUGUGCAAGUGUAAACAACAGAGCAGUGUAGAGAGGUGUGUUUUGCAUGGGAUCUUGCAGCAGAUUCAGGAUCUUCUUUGCUCUACAUGAACAAUAGAACCAACCCAUCAAAGUUGUUA